GAUUUCAACAUGAUGACAUCUCCUAAGUUCGUUCUCUACCUGACAUAUUUCUUCUUUGGGAAAAUGGUUCAGAUGCAUCAUUUUAUCUUGUCUCAUCAAGUCAGGGGAUUUAUAUCAGCAUAUGUUGGAGACAACUUGACUUUGCAGUGUUUAAAUGAGGAGAGGGACCAUAGGAUGUAUUGGUACAAACAAACACCUGGACAGAAACCUCGAGUUAUCCCAUUGACGUACAGAUCCACUAAAAAUAUUUUGUUCAAGGAUGAAUUUGUGGACAAUCAACGCUUCACGGUGGAAACUAAUGAUGUUGAGAGUCAACUAAAAAUAGCAGAUCUGCAGCUUUCAGACUCAGCUACUUACUACUGUAUAAAGAGUCAAUUCUAUGUGUUUGACUUCAUGGAGGGCGUCACUGUCAGUGUGAAAGGUUCAGGGUCUAACAUCCAGGCUGUGGUGCAUCAGUCUGAGAGCAUCCAGCCAGGAGGCUCUGUGACUCUCAGCUGUACAGUUCACACUGGGACCUGUUAUGGAGAACACAGUGUUUACUGGUUCAAGAGCUCUGAAGAACCUCAGCCAGGACUCAUUUACACCCACGGAGACAGGAACCAUCAGUGUGAGAGGAAACCCGACACACAGACACACACCUGUGUUUACAACUUGUCAAUGGAGAGACUGAACCGUUCUCAUGCUGGGACCUACUACUGUGCUGUCGCUGCAUGUGGACACAUUGUGUUUGGAGACGGGACCAAGCUGGAGUUUGAUGGAGAGUCUCUACCAAAGACUAAUUUAAUGAAUAGUGACAGUUAUGUAAAAAGAGACGGGACCAAGCUGGAGUUUGAUGAUGAGGUGGACUGGCUGGUGGUUUUCUUGAGUGCGACCUCUGCAAUCACCACCCUGCUGAGUGUUCUACUUUCUUUCUCAAUAUGCAUGAUGAGGGUUACAGGUAAAUGCUACUAUCUGCUCCUCAUGAUCCCAGUGAUCAUUAUUCAGUCACGAACAUUACAGCAGUGCUGUCGCACCAUGCGCACGACAAUGAACUUCACCCUCCUGUCACCUAUACUCUGUAUCCUCAGUUGGAUCUCUGUCUCACGUUGUGAAUUUCACGUUGUGGAGGUCCAGACCGGUGAAGAGGUCACUCUGCUGUGUACCAACUACACCAUUUCCCCCUCUCACAUAUCAUGGUUCAGACUGGAAAACGGAUCCAACACCAGCCACAUCUCCUCCAUGCUCUCCCUUGACAGAGGUGCAUCGUACUUCGAUGGGUUUGAAGAAGAAAAGUUCAACAUGACGUCCAACGUCAGUAACGUCUUUCUCCAAAUCAAACAAGUGGAUUUAUCUGACUCUGGACUCUAUAUAUGUGGCUAUAGCCUGGGCACCGACUCCAGAAAAUUCCCAGCAGUUUACAGUGCAACGUAUUUAAAGGUUAAAGAACAGUCUGAUGAACAAGCAAAUCUGACCAUUGAGAUCCUCAUGGGCGGUCUGAUUAUCGUCCUCAUUAUAAUCAUCAUCGCUCUGGUUCUUAAAAUCUGGAAACUUCAUACAGCACAUAAAGAGGCACAGGAUCUACAAGACAGUAAGAAUGUGGGCUCUGAUGACCUGAACUACGCAGGACUGAGUUUCCUUCCAAGAGCGGAGCGGAGCAGAAGGCCUGCUAGAGAGAGAGAGCCGGAGCCUAAUGUUGUGUACGCCACCACCAUGCACUCAAGAAACCAGCGGAACUGAAGCUUUGUUUUAGUCAUGACCUCCGGGGGAUGUCCGGAAAAUGGGGAUCGGACUUCCUGCUGUGUUUGCCUUUCAUACAUGAACAAAUCAGCAGGAGAUUUUAUUUCAAGCAGUAUUGUUGUAAUCAUAAUCCAUGAUCCACCACUACUAUCGUAUGCCACCAUCAUCCACAUUUUCAAUUCAAAUAAAAUGUAUUUCCACCAUCACCUAGGUGGACGUCUGCAGUCUGGUGGAACAUCACUUGUUUUACAGGAAGUGACAGUCAAGGGUUAGGGUCAAAGGUUAAUCUGACUCUGACUAGUUUACUGCUACAGAGACGUUUGAGAAACACAUCAGCUGCUGCGUCAGUAUC
Messenger RNA from Pleuronectes platessa (European plaice), 2068 nucleotides. RefSeq lists its product as uncharacterized. Gene Ontology annotation, biological process: response to bacterium. The record is from RefSeq and is a predicted model, not a curated record. The transcript has 8 exons. Bases 10 to 1716 code for a protein of 568 amino acids. Lineage: Eukaryota; Metazoa; Chordata; Actinopteri; Pleuronectiformes; Pleuronectidae.